Messenger RNA from Sardina pilchardus (European sardine), 3108 nucleotides. RefSeq names its product protein phosphatase 1, regulatory (inhibitor) subunit 14Bb (gene ppp1r14bb). Gene Ontology annotation, cellular component: cytoplasm. NCBI's taxonomy places the organism in Eukaryota, Metazoa, Chordata, Actinopteri, Clupeiformes, Clupeidae. The record is from RefSeq and is a predicted model, not a curated record. Gene Ontology annotation, molecular function: protein serine/threonine phosphatase inhibitor activity. Gene Ontology annotation, biological process: regulation of phosphorylation; innate immune response. The coding region runs from base 578 to 964 and encodes 128 amino acids. The transcript has 4 exons.
UGCACCAUUCAGCAAGGGAGGCACAGAGGGAAAGCAGAGGGGAAGAGAAGGAACAAAACCAGAUCGGAUAGGAGAGAAAGGUCGCUAACUUUAGGCGAAAACUAAUUUAUUAUUGUACGCUACAUUUUCAUUGUCAUAAGAAGUUGACUUCAUCUUAGAACUUUUCCGAAGUUGUUCCGACCGGAAAUCACCACCGGCUGAAUUUUAGACUCGUCUUACACUCACAACUAGAUAGAGACCCACGAGGAGCGGAUGCUUUGACUGAAUUAGAUGCAAGAGGUAGGCUACUUUUCAGCUCCAAAACACAGAUCGAAUUGAAGCAAGGACUCCCCUACCCCUCGUGGACUGCGUGGCUGUAUUGUUACGAGCUAUAACAUUACGAGUCUACGAAUUUAUCCUCUAUGAUCCUUAACUGCCAUUCUAAACGCGUAAAGUUGCCAAAUGCCUUACAAAUUUGCAUGUCGCGAACAAUAGCACAGUAGUAGCGGCAUUUCAAAGCUGACCAGCACACCGUCACGGGGAAGAAAAGAACACCUCCGAGUUUGCACCCACGGCAUCAAGAAGACAUUGACGGACCAUGGCGGCGGUAACAAGCCCGGAAUCAAGCCCACAGCCCCGCGUGUAUUUCCAGACGGCUACUGGUAGUACCGAGGAGCCCGAAACUCCAGUUCGGAAACAAGGAAGGGUGACCGUAAAAUACGACCGGAAAGAAUUAAGGAAGAGACUGAAUCUGGAAGAAUGGAUUAUUGACCAACUAACGGAUCUUUACGACUGUGAGGAGGAAGCCAUCCCUGAGUUGGAGAUUGAUGUGGAUGAGCUGCUGGACAUGCAGAGUGAUGUGGAUCGUGCCUCAAGGGUCAAGGACCUGCUAGUAGACUGUUACAAACCUACUGACGACUUUGUGUCUGAGCUGCUGGACAAGAUCCGUGGCAUGCAGAAACUCAGCACGCCUCAGAAGAAAUAAAAGCUAUUUCCUCCCUCCCUCCCUCCCUCCCUCCCUCCCUCCCUCCCUCCCUCCUUCCCUCUAUCCUCCCUUCCCUCCUUUUUCCCCUCUCCCCCCACAGCUCCUCUCAUCUCCUCAUCCCUCUCUCUCACAGGGCUCACUGCCCUCUCCAGAGCUGAUGGAAUGAGUGGGUGAUGAUGGCUGUGACCACAUCCCACAACCCCCCCCCCCCUCCUCCUCCUCUCUCUCUCUCUCAGGUUGGGGGGAGAGGAGCAGGGGAAGCGAAUCUAGUCAAUCAUGUCAGAUUAUAAGCAGGGCUUAUUAUGUUCACCAUCUCAUUGUAUUUUAUUCAACUUUUAUUGUUUUGUUUUGUUUUUGGGUUUUGAUUUUAAGAUUUUGCUUGAAAAUGUCUUGAAAAUGAGAAGGAAGCAGUUUAAAAUGUAUUUUUUUAUUUUAUUUUAUUAGAAGAAAAAAAAAACAUGUCUUUGAUGCUGCACACACUUCUGUGUUUGUUUUUUUUUUUUUUUGUCUCUCUUUUGUGUGUGUGUGUGUGUGUGUGUGUGUGUGUGUGUGUGUGUGUACAUUUUGUUGGCAUACACGUGCAGAUGUAGACGUACUCACGCUGCCAUUAGGGCUAAGGGCACAGGUUGGAGAACGGAUUGGUUCCUGUGUAUUCACGAAUCACUGGCCGCCACUUUUGGACCCCGCGCCAACCAGCCACGUCGAUCGGUCAGUCAACGCGACGUGGCCGUGUUGGCCAACGGGGACGCGAAACAUGCUGACCGUGAAGGAGAGAUUAGAAAGAUGAGGCCUUGAUCUUCUUUUUUAAUUUUUAUUUAUUCCUUCUGUUUUCUGAACGUUAAUUUCCCCUUCAUAUAGUGUGCAGUUAAGGGCUUUGCUAUGACAUGAUGAUCGGUCAUGUUACUUUGUAGUAUACUGAACUAGGAGGGGGAACGUGGGAGAUGAGUGAAGUGGAGGGAACACACACACACACACACACACACACACACACACAUACACACACAGACAGACACACACACACACACACACUCUCUAGAACACAUGAACACAGCAGUAUACAGAUGCACACACACAGACCGAGACACAGACCACUGCCACCCUCAGGGAACUGCCAAGAUGAAGAGAAGAGAGAUGGUGUGCAUCACCAGGUUACAGCGUCACACUUGAGACGUGCUUAUCAAUCAGCCAACAACCAGAACCAGCUAAUAAUCACAAGUUGCUCUAGCCAAUCAUCUUAGCCGUGACACCGUCUUCUCUAGGGGCACAGCCAAUCAGAUACAAGUCUGAGCUCAUAGCUGUAGUUCAGGGUUUGUCUGUCUGAUUUUUCAGGUAUCUGUUUAGUGACUGAGGUGUGCGUGCCUGGUCAUGUGUGCUUGGGCGUGUGUGACCUAAAGAGAGAGGAGAGUAAGGGCCAGUCACUACUUCCUAAACCAGCACAUGACCAUCUCUCAUCCAUCUUUGCCUCAGAUGCUUUUAUUUCUCGUCCUCUCUCUCCCUCUCUCGGCUUACGCCCCUUUGAACCUUGAACUCUUCACCUUGCCACUCUUUUCACUCUCUCCCUCUCUUUCCUCCUUGUGGUGCUCACCUUUUCAGAUGAAAGCUGACCACCUUAUUCUUUCUUUCUUUUCUUUUUUUUUUUUAUAUCAGACGUUGCCUUAGGUUUUAUUUAAGUUACACAAACCAAAUAAAUAGAGACGUUUAAUUUUGGAAAAAGUCAAUUUACACAAAAUGGAAUCUUUGGAAGCUUUAGAGGAAUAAAGUACUUUUUUUUUGAUGUGGGUGAUUCUGUUUUUUAGGAGUGGGUGUGACUUUAGACCCUCUUUAUGGUGCAUUUUUAGGUGCAAAUAUUAACAUUUAAUGGGAUCGUUGGAUUUUUACUGUGUACGAGCUAGUGCUGUUGAUUCCUUUUCUUUUUUUACUGUAAAAGAACUCCAGAAAAAAGUGGGAUUUCAUUUAAAAAAAUGUAAAAAAUAAUACAAAAAAAACUGCAAACAAAAUACUUCUAUCAAAAAAAUGUAGACAUUGUUAGAGAAAGCUCCAGAGCUGUGUUUUUUGAAAACAAAUGAGAAUAAUGUAGCAAUAUUAAACUGUCCUGUUCUCCUAUUUGUUACACUUUUAUGCAACUUUAAUAAAAAUAUGUCAAA